AUGGCCGUUGCUCCAAUCGCCACCUGCCGCCGGUCUCUCCAUUCACCCGUCGGUCGUCUGUUUCGGGCGUCGGUCCAACACCAGCGAGAAAGAGAGAAGGGGGCCAUCGCGGCAUCCCUUGCCCUUCUUCUGGUGGCCGUUGAUCCACGGGUGUCAUUUUCAGGCUCAACGCUCCAACUCUGGAAAUCCUGCAAUCGAUCGUCGUUUCUAGAGACGUCUUCUUCCUGGUCGCCAUCGGUCGCCCUCGAAAAUGCCUCGUCAAAGCCUACCGAGGAGGAGAAGCUGUGCGUCCCUAGUUUUUUUAUCUGCGCCUUUCCUCUUGCUGGCGAUGCCGAGGUCAUCGAUUUUUCCUUCUCCUCCUCCUUGCAAGCUUCCUCUCGAUCUGUUGCCUAUUCCCCUAGUAAUGUUGCUAGUUCCGAAUCUGCACGAUAUUGUUGCAGAACUGUACUAGUGCCUGCGCCAACACAUGUAAGAUUUAUCAAAAAUUCAUCCCCAGCCUUCUCAGCUAGCCGGCCCCUUGAAUGUCUGUGCAUGUCUCGGCAUCAAUUUUUAGUUCAUCAAAAUACCGUCGUGAUGGUGUCCAUCAAGCCUGCGUUGACUACAUCCGUCUGCAAACGACGGAAUGCUGCUCAAUUGGCUUCAUUCAAGUUACCGAGAACAUGUUUACAUGUAAUCAAGGAAAUAGGGAACAGUUUGCGUGUACCAGGGGCAGUCCUGACUAAUGUUGUUCUGAUUUUUGGACCUAGAGCUUCGUUGACGUUGGAUGGUUCAACAUUUAGUUAUGAGACAAAAAAACAUGGCAAACAUACAUGGUGCUGCUGUCUGAUCGGAUGGUAUAACUGAUUUGGGGUGAUGAUGUAGCUGAAUUCAAACCAGAGAGCUUCUUAAUAGAAGUUUCAAAUGACUCAGUGCAUCCGGCGUUCUUUCCAUUCAGUUCAGGUCCCUGUAUAUGCCUUGGUCAGUCAGUUGAGAUUAGUUUUUGUGUCUAUUAUUUUUUCUUUGUUUCUGUGUCAUUUAAGGAAUUAAUGCUAAUCGUUCUUAGGGUAGUGGGGAUGUGAGGAUGCACAGCAAAACCAGCAACAAAAUUGUUUUCCUGUAAUAUACAUAUUAUAAAGCGAGAGAGGGAAUGAACUCAAAAAAAAAAAAAAAGGAAAAGUGGGGAAAGAGGAAGGGUGAAGGGAAAGGAGGUGAAAGUGAUUUCAAUGUCUAGGAAGGGCUCUUGUGGUCUCAUUCAGGCUGGUCAAGCGUAACUGAAAAUUUCAGACCUAUAUAGGUUCAAAAUCACAUUCAACAACUGAGAUGGCAAUUGAUAAUUUGACACAUUCAAGAACAGAAAAAGUGAACAUAAAAAAGUCAGUAUUCUUAUGGGUCUUUUCUGGACAUGGUUUAUGUUCUUUUGCUAAGGUUAUGUCAACAAACACUAUGCUUAUAACAACUUAUCAGAAUCACAAACUUAAAGCAAAAACAUGCCAAAAUCUGGCACAUUUUUUCAUAAUUCUGUUGUGACAGUUUAGCUGUUGUAAGUUGUAACUGAUUUGAGAUUCAGAUGACAUCAGCUCUAAAAGUAUUCUAUAUUGGGAUUAAAUGGGUUUGUUUCAAGGAAGUUCAAAUAUUAACUCAUUUGCAUACAGAAUGUUCAGAUAGUCCAAGUCAGUUCAGCCAUAAAUUUUACAGAAUUCAUUGGCUCAGAUACUAAAACAGGUUUCAGAAAUGUGUCCAGUAUAAAACAUAUAUAGAUAUGCAUAAACCUUGGGUUUGGGUCAGUGACCA
Molecule: messenger RNA, 1770 nt
Organism: Nymphaea colorata (pocket water lily)
Lineage: Eukaryota; Viridiplantae; Streptophyta; Magnoliopsida; Nymphaeales; Nymphaeaceae
Exons: 4
Coding region: 1-843 (280 amino acids)
Source: RefSeq, a predicted model, not a curated record